AUCGUCAUGGAUUUUAAGCACCCAGAUGGUGUCACAGUGCCCGUCAUGUUGCCUCGUCGGAGUUUGCUGGUGAUGACAGGAGAAUCUAGAUACCUUUGGACCCAUGGAAUAACACCAAGAAAAUUUGAUACUGUUCAAGCAUCCAAGGGUCACAAAAGUGGAAUUAUCACUGGUGAUGUUGGAGACUUAACUUUAAGCAAGAGGGGAAUACGGACAUCGUUUACAUUUAGGAAAGUGAGGCAAACACCUUGUGACUGCAGUUACCCUUUGGUCUGUGACAGCCAAAUGAAGGAACCUCCUCCAUCAUUUCCAGAGAGUGAUAAAGAAGCUUCGCAGUUGGAGCAAAAAUAUGUCCAUCAAGUGUAUGAAGAGAUCGCUGGGCACUUCAGCAGCACGAGACAUACUCCUUGGCCACACAUUGUGGAGUUUUUGAAAGCCUUGCCAAGUGGUUCCUUAGUGGCCGAUGUUGGAUGUGGAAAUGGAAAGUACCUUGGCAUAAAUAAGGAGUUAUAUAUGGUUGGCUGUGAUCGUAGCCAAAACCUUGUGGACAUUUGUAGAGAGAGGCAGUUUCAGGCCUUUGUCUGUGAUGCAUUGGCAGUGCCAGUCCGCAGUGGGUCUUGUGAUGCCUGCAUCUCCAUUGCUGUUAUUCACCAUUUUGCGACAGCAGAGCGCAGAAUGGCAGCUCUUGAAGAACUUGCCCGACUCUUGAGGCCUGGUGGGAAGGCACUCAUUUAUGUGUGGGCGAUGGAACAAGAGUAUAAGAAGAAGAAGUCCAAGUAUCUCAGAGAAAACAGAACUAGUCAAGGAAGGCAAGAGAUCAACAGUGAUCCAUCAGCACAGGAGCAGUUUGUAGAGCCAGUGCCUGACACGGGCCAUCAAGAUUCAGCAUGUUCCGUACCCUCCAUUAAUGACUUUCAGAAAGGAAGAUGUAAUUCAAAGGAAGUUGCUAAUUGCAAGCUGCCUAUUCACACUAACAGGACUUCUUUUCAUUCUCAAGACUUACUGGUUCCCUGGCACCUUAAGGGAAAUGCAAGUAAAGAAAAACCUACUGAGCCAUUUGGUCCAGCAGGAACCCAUGACCCAGGCCCUGUGUUUCAUCGUUACUACCAUGUGUUCUGUGAGGGAGAACUGGAAGCUGCCUGCCAGACUUUGAAUAAUGUCAGCAUUCUGCAGAGCUACUAUGACCAGGGGAACUGGUGUGUGAUUCUUCAAAAGGUCUGAUGAUCUCAAUGAACAUAUCAUAGACAGGAAAGAAACACAGCUUUUUUCUUAAAAAGCAGACUAAAUUAGCAGUCUUUUUUGUUGUUGCUGUUGUUAAUCCUCAACCAAAGAUAUUUUUCCUUUGAUUUUUAGGGAGAUUGGAAGAGAGAGGGAAAGACAGAGAGAAA
Molecule: messenger RNA, 1388 nt
Organism: Myotis lucifugus (little brown bat)
Lineage: Eukaryota; Metazoa; Chordata; Mammalia; Chiroptera; Vespertilionidae
Product: alkylated DNA repair protein alkB homolog 8-like
Exons: 5
Biological process (GO): tRNA wobble uridine modification
Cellular component (GO): cytoplasm; nucleus
Molecular function (GO): S-adenosylmethionine-dependent methyltransferase activity; tRNA binding
Source: RefSeq, a predicted model, not a curated record